AUGGGGACCAUGGGCAGCUUUGCGCAGAGUUUAGGUGGUUCUCAACCAGCUACACCACUAGAUCUUUCCGAAUUCCCCUCCCUCUCAGGCGCGCCGCAGCAAUCCCAAUCACAGAACCCUGGGCAACUUGUGUGGGCGAAUGCAAGUCAACGAGCCGCUCAACAUACACCUGUUCAGAGACAGCAACACCCCCCGACAUCACAAACCCCUUCUCGAACAUCACAGACUCAACCCCAUCCUGUACAGCAACAAGCUGAAGGACUUCACGAUGACAUGUUCCCGUCCGGCUCUCAGUUCGCGAAUCGACUGGAUGAUUUCAGGAAUGGUGGGCAAGGGAUCAGUAGUCAGCUAGGAGCUGGCAGUCAGCCCCAGACAGGCAACAUCGACGAAUUCCCUCCUUUGGGUCGAAAUGUUGCGGCUGAGAUUGGCCAAGACCGCCAGACCUCGUUGAUGCAGAAUACUGCGUUUGGAAGCUACAACACCGGUAUUGGAACGUCGCGGUCGCCCGUCAACCAAGGGCCUAAUGGUGGAUUGGGGCAGGAGAAGGAGGAAUUGACCAACAUCCUCAUGUCGGGUCAACGCAACUUCAGUGACCCGCAACAAUUGCAGCAAAGGCAACAACAAGCCAAUGAAGGACAAGAUGUUCCGGCAGGUGCAAAUCUUCAAAGUGCAGAACAACCACCUCUCGCCCAAAUGAGUGAACUGGACCGAUUCGGCUUGGCCGGCCUGCUGCGCAUGAUCCAUAGCGAAAGUCCCGACGUGGCCAGUCUCGCCGUUGGCCAAGAUUUAAUGACACUUGGUCUGGACUUGAAUCAGCCAGAACCCCUCCACACCUCUUUCGCAACACCUUUCGUCUCAGCCAUGUCCGCUGUUCCGCUGGAACAAGACUUCUCCCUUCCAGCUUGCUACGAAGUCACCAGCAUCCAAGCACUUCAAUCACGGAUCCCUGGGUUUAGUGACGAGACCCUUUUCUAUAUCUUUUACAGUAUGCCUCGGGAUAUCAUGCAGGAACUGGUCGCAGAGGAAUUAAUGGGUCGCAAAUGGCGUUACCACAAGCUUGAGCGCUGCUGGUUGACGCGAGACGAGACAUAUCCUGGACCGGUCGAUGUGGAACGGGGCGUGAGUGAACGGGGCGUGUACCUCCUCUGGGACCCAGCGAGCUGGAAGAAGAUUCGGCGCGAGUUCGUUCUACGCUAUGAGGAUUUGGACAACCGACUGGAUCCCAACCGGGCAAUUAGCCGUCCAGUUGGUCAGACACACCAGGCUUCAUAA
Molecule: messenger RNA, 1272 nt
Organism: Penicillium angulare
Lineage: Eukaryota; Fungi; Ascomycota; Eurotiomycetes; Eurotiales; Aspergillaceae
Product: NOT2/NOT3/NOT5 family protein
Exons: 6
Coding region: 1-1272 (423 amino acids)
Biological process (GO): nuclear-transcribed mRNA poly(A) tail shortening; regulation of DNA-templated transcription
Cellular component (GO): CCR4-NOT core complex; P-body
Source: RefSeq, a predicted model, not a curated record